AUGGGACUGGAAAACCUCAAGCAAACAACGCCCAGUUAUCCAAAAAACAAGCGCACGAGGAUCAGAAAGCAAAUCUCCCAUCGCCGUCUGUCUCCAUACCCCACCCUGACAAAAGGAAGAGAAGCGGCGGGACCCACGGCGGCGGCCGGGGCUAGGCGCGAUAGCGGCACUCGAGAUGUUUACCGCGACUUCGAGCCCCGGAGCCACGCGGGCGGCGCGGUGCCCUUCUCUUCCCUUCCCUUCCCCGCCUCUCGCCCCUGCACCUCCCUAGGCCGCUUCUCGCCCUCCAGCGCGGCAUCCCCCCCCCCCGACCCCCGCCCCGCAGGUGGAGCGCGCCCACCGCGACCCCCGGAGAGAAGGAGGGAGGGCAGGAGGGAGGGAAAGAGCGAGCCGGAGCCGGACCCGCCGCCGCGGCGCCGCCGCUCAGCCCCCGCGCAGUCCCCGCGGCGCCGCUCCGCUCCGCGCCGUGCCCUGCCCGGCCGCCGGCGCAAGGUCACCGCUCCGGCCGCCGGCCAGGGGACCGGCCGCGGCUGGAAAGCCCCUACCUGGCAGCGCCGCCGCCACUAUGGCGGGCCGCGCCGGGCCACGCCGCCGCUCGGCACUUCCCACCUCCCGCCGCCGGCGGAGCUGCGGCCGCCUCCCGCCUCCUCCUCCCCGGGUCCCGGCGGCGGCCCCCGGGCCCCGCUUACCGCGGCUCGGGGAGAAGCGGCGGCCGCCGCCGGGGAGCUGUGCCCGCGCCGCUCCCGCCGCUGCUGCUGCUGCCGCUGCCGCCGCGGCUGCAACAAAGGACUUCCGCCCCGCCGCGCUGCCGCUGCCGCAGCGCCGGCUCCGCCGCGACCGCACGGAGCCGGACCCCUCCCCUCGGCGGCCGCGGCUCCCGGCGCCGCCGCUGCCAGCGCUGCUGCGCCGCCGCCAAUGCCGGGGCCCGGCGGGCGGCUCCCUGCCGCGCUCCGCUCUCCUCCCAUGCCGCCGGGGACGCGGCGCGGCGCGGGCUGGCGCUGCCGGAGCCCCCUCAGCCCGGCUCCUCCCCGUCCUCCGGCGGAGCCCCCCGGACCCGCGGCGGGGCAGCGUUCGCCGGAGGGCGCCCACCGGGACCCCUCGGCCGGGCUGUCCCGCCUCGCUGCUCUCCCGGCCCCCGCAGUCCGCCCCUUCCCCGCGCACCCGGGCUCGCCGCAGGGAACGGGGAGUCUCUGCUUUCCCCCCGAAGAAGCCGUGGCCGGUGCUAACGGGGAGGCUCCGGUCACCCGUGUGGGUGGCCGGCGAUGGAGUGUUGUACCGCAGCCCCACGGCCCCCGCGUGGGACAGUUCAACUGCGAGAAAACCACUGCAAGCUGCGUGAGGAAGUAUUUCCUUCUCGCUGCAAUUUCACACGUUAAUACCUCCGCCCUCCCUCCUGGAGCUUCACGGUGA
Messenger RNA from Vidua chalybeata, 1410 nucleotides. Its product is annotated as basic proline-rich protein-like. NCBI's taxonomy places the organism in Eukaryota, Metazoa, Chordata, Aves, Passeriformes, Viduidae. The coding region runs from base 1 to 1410 and encodes 469 amino acids. The record is from RefSeq and is a predicted model, not a curated record. The transcript has 2 exons.